This is a messenger RNA of Drosophila subpulchrella, 2530 nucleotides long. It is a transcript of the gene Naa35, whose product is annotated as N-alpha-acetyltransferase 35, NatC auxiliary subunit homolog. Bases 164 to 2476 code for a protein of 770 amino acids. The transcript has 6 exons. Gene Ontology annotation, cellular component: NatC complex. Gene Ontology annotation, biological process: N-terminal peptidyl-methionine acetylation. The record is from RefSeq and is a predicted model, not a curated record. Lineage: Eukaryota; Metazoa; Arthropoda; Insecta; Diptera; Drosophilidae.
AUCGAAAGUUACAUAUGUUUUCUUUUUACAUAUAUUUCAUAAAAAAAAGUAGAACUUUUAUAAAUAAAAGAACAUUUGUGGCAAAAUCGAGCCACAGGUAGAUCGCCUGUAUUUAUAGACGAUAUAGACCCUGACUUUGACGGACAGGGAAGAACCGAGCACCAUGAACGGAAGCAGCGUUGCGGAGCCUCCGGACUUCCAGGCGGCCACUGCAGCCGCGGCGGCAGCUGCUCGGGCCAGCAGCUCGGAGCAGGACGAGUGGAGCGUGGGCGAGUGCGGAUUCCUGGACCCGGAGGUGCAGCGCACUAUGCGGAGUGGCAGUGCCGCCGAGGACAUCACCCAGUACCCCAUGCACGGCUGGGUGGACGUCACCAAGGAGUUCCACGACGCCUGUGCAGAGCUACAGCCCGGUGAACUGGCCCAGGACAUGCUCUUCGGUCUCUUUGAGGCCAUGUCGGCCAUUGAGAUUAUGGAUCCCAAAAUGGACGUGGGCAUGGGCUUCGACAAGCAGGACCUGCCGCCGCCUUCCUUCGAGGCAGCCAUUGCAACGGGCGCCAUUAAACUGGAUGAUCUCACGCCUUCCGAACUGAUUGGCAUCUAUGAUGCUUUGUUUUCCUGCCUCGUGUCCUGGCUGGAGGGCAACUCCAUGGACCAGGUGCUCUUCACCUGUCUCUAUCUGCAUGCUCCCUCGCAGAUCAAGGAUAAGGCGCUGCGCGUCUUCUGCACUGCCGUGCGCAAUCUCAUCGUGGUCAUUAAGAACAUCGUUGCCGUGGCCGCCGUCAACGAGGAGGAGGAUUUCCAGCUGUACGGAAACUCUGCUCUUCUGGCUGCGGAGAAGGCACAACCGGCCGCUGUUUACAGUUCACUGAAGGAUGUGGAGGACGAGCUUAUACGCAAGUGCAAGAAACUAACGGCCACGGAGGAUUGGAUGGCCGUGGUUCACCGGCUGCGUUUCAUGCGCCACCUUUUUCAGGUCAUAUACCACGUAGAGCAAAUGGCCAGCAACGACACCGUCGAUGACAAGGUUGACAUCUACAAAAUACUGCUUGUGGCCUCUGAGAUGCUGCCGGGCAUAAGGAACACCCUGGACCGGGGCACACAACCCGAGAAGGGCUCUGAAGCACCCAAUCCCAUGGGCUUCUCGCCACGCAUCCACGACCGCAGUCAACCUCCCGCUUUUCCGCGCAGUAUCAAGAUUAGGGAUCGUCCGGCAAGCUACCAGUUCCUGGAGGAAAUGAUUUCCCGCUUUAAGUAUGCCUGCAAAGUCACUAAGUACAAGGAUUACUAUUCUGCGAUGAACUUCUUCAUCGAGUACAGCAAAAAGUCAGGCCAGUGUAUCCUGUCCAGAAGCGUACUGCAGACUCUGUUUAGCGCAAACAUGCGGGUUGCACAUGGAAAGCUUCCUAUGAAGCAGUUCCUGCGCCAUUCAGUGCAGAUCUUCAACUCGCCGCCAGUGCUGAAUGCCAAGCAUCCAGUGGCCGCUGAUCCCAAGGUGCAGCAGCAUCUGGAAAACUUCUUUCGCUACUGCAUCAACAUGAACACCUUCACGCAGUUUAUACGCAUCUGUGGCUUUAAUCGCGCCAGGCAGCGUGAUAAACUGGCUCGACUGAUAGAAAACUUUGACACCAUCCAAGUGGAUGCAGCGCGAUUGGACUCGCUGAUGAACCAAAUGGCCAACGAGCGGGCCAUGGAGGGAAACGAGCCCAUGGCCACCGCCCUGAAGCACAGCACCCACUUUUCCACCUGGGUGCUGUACAACUGCUUUCGUGCAAUGCUGAUCUUCCUUAUGUCCGGCUUCGAACUGGAACUCUAUGCUGUGCAUGAAUUCCUCUACAUCUACUGGUACCCAUACGAGUUCCUUAUCGGCUUCCUUGUCUCUGCUUUGACACGCACGGAGAACAUCCUGCUGGCCCAGGAGGAGUACGCCGAGCACCAAAGUAAGAUUCAGUCAGGCGGAGGCGGAGCGGGCAAGAACCGAAAGGCGGCCAAGCCGAAAAAGAACAAAAAGCAACAGCGACCCUAUCGUGCCGAAAUUGUCUUCUACCACGCAUUACUCAGCCUGUGCGGCGGAAUGUACAAGGCAAUGGGCGCCUUGACCAAAGACGGACGUGUGCGCCUGCCGCUAUCCAAGUUCGACAACGAGGAGAUCCGCUACAAUCGCCGCUUCCUGCCCUUCGCCACGCUCACCAGUCCGCCACCAGUUUCGUACGCCGAGUUCAAGAACAUCCGGGAGCACAUGAUGCGACCCAGCGUCGAGGAUUUGUACAACUACGCGGCCAAGCACUUUGACCAGGCGCGCAAUGUCCUUGAGAGCAUUCAGAACCCCGAUCAGGAGAUGUUGGACCUGCUGCAAAUCGCUCGAACCAAUUUUGUGGUGAUGAAUGUACUGGCCCGCGGUCACCAGAAGGAAGUGAAGCGUCAGCCAGAGUUUGACUUCUCCAAACAUAGCUACUUCCCCAUCAUUAAGCUGAAGUAGACGUUCAUGUGUUCCGUAUUUGACAAGAAUAAAAUUUAUAUGUAUGCAUUUUAA